Hemibagrus wyckioides is the source of this 2310-nucleotide messenger RNA. It is a transcript of the gene hoxd9a, whose product is annotated as homeobox D9a. Gene Ontology annotation, molecular function: DNA-binding transcription factor activity, RNA polymerase II-specific; RNA polymerase II cis-regulatory region sequence-specific DNA binding. Bases 570 to 1370 code for a protein of 266 amino acids. NCBI's taxonomy places the organism in Eukaryota, Metazoa, Chordata, Actinopteri, Siluriformes, Bagridae. The transcript is spliced from 2 exons. Gene Ontology annotation, biological process: regulation of transcription by RNA polymerase II; proximal/distal pattern formation; embryonic skeletal system morphogenesis. Gene Ontology annotation, cellular component: nucleus. The record is from RefSeq and is a predicted model, not a curated record.
ACUGAGAAGAAACAGGCAGUUUGUAAAAUAUGAGAAUCCACCAGGAAACGUGGUAUGUUGUUUUACAGCGUGUUAUUGCAUUUAUUUUACGAGGGCUUAAAACUCAGUACACUAUUAAAUAGCCCACUUUACAAGACUGGAGUAUAGGAUAUAUCUCAUGACGAGAUCUUGUAAGAUUUUACACUCAGCUGGUGUAAUUUGGCAUGCAGAUAUAAACGUUGAGCAGAGAUCGUGGAACAAAUGUGUUCUUUUAAUCUGGGUAGGUAAAAAAUAGUCCGUGGCCUCCUCCAUUUUACCACUAGAUUAAAACAAAAUGAUUUGGGACAUCAAAGUAUACUGCAAUAUAAAUUUUUAGAAAAAAUAUCUGUAUACGUAUAUAUAUUUAGUCAAAGGGCAAUAUCAAGCAUACCGUUAUAAGCGGAUUGAUUUACUCUCUGUAUUGGUAAAUAUGAUCACGUGAUUCAUGUAACCAAUCACUGAAGAUGAAGCCAGCAAAAAUACUAUGAUUGUGCGGAGGCAAGGUUUCCGUAACAGUGUAACCUUUUAUAUGACUACGAGGGGAUCCAAAAAUGUCGACCAGUUCAACUCUGAGCAACUAUUAUGUGGACUCUAUAAUGGGACACGAGGCGGAGGACGUGUACGGAGCGCGUUAUGUCCAGAGCCCGCACUCGGCGGUCGCUAGGCCGUCAGGUGUAGGGGAAAACGCAGAUUUUUCCUCCUGUAGCUUUGCUCCCAAAACAACCGUGUUCCCCACGUCAUGGUCCUCGGUUCAUCCGCCGUCCUCGGCUACGGUGUCCGGAAUUUACCAUCCGUAUGUGCACCAGUCCCAUAUCGCAUGUACAGAUAACAGAUACGUGCGUUCAUGGGUAGAUCCGAUCUCGAACCACAUCUCAUUUUCCGGCUUCCAUUCGAGUAGUCGUCAGUGCGGGACAAAGGCGGAAACUUUACCGCCGAAAAGGACUGAGAGCUCUGCCUUCGGCUCUGACGCUCCGGCGGCUCCAGACUACAACUGUAGCACCUUGGCCGAGUGUGUACAGAAAGCUACCAAAGAUACCGCUGACAACGAUAUUUCCAACCAAAGCGAGCCCAAAGACGAGAAACAUCAACAACAACAACUUGACCCAAGCAACCCAGCAGCAAACUGGAUUCAUGCACGUUCAACGAGAAAGAAACGAUGUCCAUAUACAAAAUACCAAACACUAGAACUAGAAAAGGAAUUUCUUUAUAACAUGUAUUUGACGAGAGAUCGCCGUUAUGAAGUUGCACGAAUUCUGAAUUUGACAGAAAGGCAGGUGAAGAUCUGGUUCCAGAACAGAAGAAUGAAAAUGAAGAAGAUGAACAGAGAGAGGGGUAGCCAGGAGCCUCAGUGAAUAACACUGCGGGCAGCGCGCCGCGCCAAGUGUUCUCUAUGUAUAUGAGUAAUAUGUUACGUUUAGCUCAAAGUUGUUGGAGCCUCACUGGUUUAUGUUAUUUGUGUGUCUUUGUCGAAUAAUUUUGUGGAAAAACACAAGCUUACAUUCUGAUUAUUUUGGAUUGGAUGUAUAAAGAGUCUUAAAAUAAUUACCAAUUGUUCAUUCUUGUAACAAAUGUUCAAACGGUUGUGCACGCAGGUAAAGUACACACACUAGUUAUGUUAACUGCUAUUUUCAUUGUGUGUGUUAGUGCACACUUAAUUAAAUCUUAAUAGUGUACAGCACACUAACUGAGGAACAGUAAUCAUGGAGGAGUAACAGGCCACGCUACUCUCCCUAGUUACUGACACCCAACAAGGAGUAUUAUUCAUAGAGGAAUAUUUGGAUAUGAAUCUAAAUAGAAAAACAACUUUAAAGACUUACAUGUUGCAGGAUCUACCAUCAAAAAAUGUCUUUAAGGAUCAGUUUAGUAGUUGAGAUCCAUAAGGUCUUACUAGCUAGUUCGAGUGCUGGCUAUGAACAAAGAUUAAUUUAACACUACAGUGUAUAAUAAACGCAUCUAUGUAUUUCCAUAUAUUGAACGUGUAAAAAGUCUUGGGUGCUUUUUUAAAUUUAACAGCGAUCAGCACUGCGUAUUUGUCUCUGACAAAACUGAACUUAUAAGUAUUAUGAAUAUCUAAAAUAUACUAGCAAAAUAAAUUUAACAAUAUAAAUCUCCUUCUGGGGCUAAGAUUGUGGACCAGAGAAUACCGCUGAAGGUUGUGUUUGUUUGUUUUUUGUUUUUUUCGAGGUCGAGAAAAUGUUUUCAACGAAAUAAACACAGUUGGUGCUUGGACUGCACACUUUGUGCGUUGUUUUUAUAUCAAAAAUGUUUAGUGUUAGUUGAUAUCGGUAGGCC